AUGAGUUUAGGGAUAGGUGCAUUUAAAUUUUAGACAAUAAUUAGCCAUGAGAUAAAAACAACUAGAGACCCUGGACACAAAAGCAGAAUUAGAUCUUAAUCUCGUAAAUCUAUUUAAGAAAAAUGUAUGCUUUAAUUAUAAAACUCAAAAAAAAAGUUAAAACAAAAACCUAUUGAUAUUGAAAAUAAAUAUAAAUAAUAGACUGAAUAAAACUAAGAAGAGUUUGAUGAAAGUUUAUUAAAUGAAAUUUCUAUAUUUGACAAUAAGAAAUAAGAAAAAAAAAACUUUAUUCUUUAAGUUUCAGAACCUAGUAAUUCUGAUAGUUCCUUUUCAGAUGUAGGCUUUGAAAAUUUUUAAGAUAAUAAGAUUAAUAAUUAAAUAAAAUAGGAGAACUUAAAAAAAUCUUUAUUGUGUUAAAGAUUAAAUAAUCUAACAGUUACGUUUAAUCAACCUUAAAGUUCUUAACUUUUUUUGUAAUAAGGAAAAGUUAAAUCUAAAAUAAUUUCUACAAAACAAAGAAAUCAAAAAAUUUUGAAUCCUUCAUAAUUUAAAAAAGACAUAUAAUUGCUCGGAAGUCUUAAAUAGAAUUAGGAAUUUAAUGAGAAUCAAGCAAUUAUUGUUGAAGAAUAUAAAUUAAAUAAAGAAAUUUAUAUAGAUAUUGAUUGUUAAGAGAUUAAAACAUUUAUGAGGUUAUAAAAUGAAGUUGAAGAAAUGAGAAGAAAAUAAAUGGAUUUCAAUAUUUAGAAAGAAAGACAUUAUGAAAUUGUUAAUGAUAAAUCAAAUAAAUAAAUACUUAGGAAUUAAAGAAAAUCUGAAGAGAAUAAACUUUGGUCUGUUAUAAUGGCAAAAAAUUUUAUAAAGAAUUUGAAAUUAAAGAAAGAAACAAAUAAUCGAACUUCAUCAUAAUAAUCUGAAGGAGAUUUAAUUAAGAAAAUGAUGAGGGUUACUUAAAUUAAAUGA
Molecule: messenger RNA, 960 nt
Organism: Paramecium sonneborni
Lineage: Eukaryota; Ciliophora; Oligohymenophorea; Peniculida; Parameciidae
Source: the annotation of a GenBank genome assembly